AUGAAGUACUCAACUCUAGUUUACACUCAUCUGAAAUGGGUGUUAAAUUUCCUUGUAUAUUAUCCCUUCUACAGGCUCCAUCAUUCUCAAGUGAAAAAGAUUGGAGAAGAGCAGAGUAUGUGCCAUUGUGAAUCCACCCCUGGCUCAGAGGAAGGUGUAGAUUGUGCUGAGUGUGAAUGCAAAAUUGGAGGAGGAGAGGAGAUUAGAGAGGUGGGGUGUGACAAAGUCUUUCACAGAGAUUGCCCUGUUUGCACAGAAUCGGUGGGACCAAGAAGGGCUAUCAGUAAGCUUGGAGCUGAAGUUCUGUUGUUUAAGUUUGGUUCUAUCCGCACUGAUGACCGUGAUAAGUGGUGGCUACGCUGA
Molecule: messenger RNA, 363 nt
Organism: Gastrolobium bilobum
Lineage: Eukaryota; Viridiplantae; Streptophyta; Magnoliopsida; Fabales; Fabaceae
Exons: 1
Coding region: 1-363 (120 amino acids)
Source: RefSeq, a predicted model, not a curated record